UCAUGCUGGGUUGAGAGCGCAGACUUUUUCCACGUCAGUGUGUUUACCAGGGGCAGCCUCAGCCUGACAGACAGACAGACAUACGCUGGAAGACGCUUAAUUUACUCACUAUUUGGGACGUUUUCUCUGUAAAAGAGUGACCCGUUCUGCUGUGUUCGGAGACACCGCUUCGCCCCGCAGUGGAAUGUGGGGAAGAUUGCGGCGCGUUUGUCCGUCGUCGUGAAGAAAACGUUGGCUAUUUUUCAUUCACUGUUUGGCCGGAUUAGCCUGUUAGCUGGUGGAGCUAGGCUUUGAGUCAGCCACAGCGCUAGCGACAUAGCACCCAUACACACACACAAACAAACAGCAGCAGCAGCAGCAGCAGCAGCAGCAGCAUGGUGGACAAGAAUAUCUACAUUGUCCAAGGAGAAAUUGGCACUGUGGUUGGAUCAAUCAAGAGGAACUCUAGAUGGAAUACUCAUACUCCUCUGGAUGAAGAACAGGACCCGUUACUGAACAGCUUUGGGAACCUCAAGGAAAUACUGAACAGCAUUAAAGAGCUGUCGGACAUCGAACCCAACAUUUUCCUGAGACCCUUCCUGGAAGUGGUACGCUCCGAGGACACAACUGGACCAAUCACGGGCCUCGCCCUCACCUCAGUCAACAAGUUCCUGUCCUACGGCCUCAUCGGUAAGAUGAUUAAUCCACGCACAGGGUUCUAAGAGAAGCGAAGCAGUAACGUUCUAACGUCUGUCACACACGGGACAACCUGCCAAACAACGCACUGAAAACCAUUUCCUUUGUCUGUGGCGUCGCAAAGGGGAUCUUUAAUUCAGAAAUGUAUGGGACGAUGUGAUCCAGGGAGAGCGUUGAUUAUGUCAAAUCUGUUUGUUUUAGCCAAUACUGUAUUUACGUUCACCUUUGUUUUUGAAAUAUUCAGUUUAUUCCCAUUGAAAGUUUUGUCUUUUUAAAAAUUCCCAGAACAAGAAGGUGUGGGUUUCUGUGACCUCACAAUCUUUUCUGUACUUUAGUCUCAAUGAAUCUGGUCGAUUCUUAUGCACAGUUGUUGUUUUGGUAACAUCAGCUGUCGCAUCAGUCACCACACCAAUGACCGAUUUUUAGAAAUCACUUUAGCCAAUGGCCAAUAAUGUGACAAGCUACUUUUCUUAG
Solea senegalensis (Senegalese sole) is the source of this 1149-nucleotide messenger RNA. RefSeq names its product Golgi-specific brefeldin A-resistance guanine nucleotide exchange factor 1-like. Bases 375 to 701 code for a protein of 108 amino acids. The transcript has 4 exons. The record is from RefSeq and is a predicted model, not a curated record. Lineage: Eukaryota; Metazoa; Chordata; Actinopteri; Pleuronectiformes; Soleidae.